Molecule: messenger RNA, 6171 nt
Organism: Cyprinodon variegatus (sheepshead minnow)
Lineage: Eukaryota; Metazoa; Chordata; Actinopteri; Cyprinodontiformes; Cyprinodontidae
Product: nucleus accumbens-associated protein 2-like
Exons: 7
Coding region: 447-2225 (592 amino acids)
Biological process (GO): regulation of transcription by RNA polymerase II
Molecular function (GO): DNA-binding transcription factor activity, RNA polymerase II-specific; protein binding; RNA polymerase II cis-regulatory region sequence-specific DNA binding
Source: RefSeq, a predicted model, not a curated record
UCUAUAUUCUCUAGCUCCUCUCUUCCCUCUGUACAGCAGCACUUGUUGAAUUCAGCCCUUGGAGAGUAGAAAGCAGGGAGAGAUGAUGAUAAGGAGGCAUUCAGACGGCGCUCAGGCAUACUGUGAGCAGAGAGAAUGGGGUCUUGGAGGAUGUAAAGAUAGGAGGUAGGAAGAGGAAAAGUCAGAGAAGCUUUUUUGUGAGAGACACUUUAGGAGAAAGCGGGAGCCGGCCAGACGGAGGGGAAACAGAGUGCUCUCCUUACUGUCUGUAACUACUCCUCAUCUGUCCUGCUCCUGACUGUGCUUAAAACAGAAGACGUAGAACUAUCUGGGCUAACAGUGAGCAAUAUUUCUGCGUGUUAGUAGCGGAAAAGUUAUGUGCUGGUUUCCUCCAGGUGGAAGAGUGAAAGUCUGAAAGCCCAUCUUCCUCUUCCCCUCCGGCCAACAUGUCCCAGCUGCUCCAUGUGGAGAUCCCGAAUUUUGGAGCCACGGUUCUGGGCUCCCUCAAUGAGCAGCGACUGCUGGGACAUCACUGUGACGUAUCCAUACUCGUCAAAGGUCAAGCUUUUAAAGCCCAUCGGGCCGUUUUGGCAGCCAGCAGCCUCUACUUUCGUGACCUUUUCAGCAGCUCAACCAAGACCCAGUUUGAGCUGCCUUCCUCAGUCACACCUGCUUGCUUUGAGCAGAUCCUUACAUUCUGCUACACAGGGAAGCUAACCAUGGCAGCAAGCGAACAGCUGGUUGUCAUGUACACAGCUGGCUACCUCCAGAUUCAGCACAUAGUUGAAAGAGGCAUGGACCUAAUGUUCAAGGCAAACUCACCUCACUGUGACUCACAAACAGCAGGCUCCCUAGAAGAAGCGGGAUCAGAGCCUCAGAGUCCACUUAAUAACGGCAUCAGCCUGUCGGUGGCUGGCGUUUUGGGAACCCAAAGCUGGUCUACGCCGUCCCUUCUAUUGCCGCAGCGUAAAAUUAAAAUAGAAGUAGGUGACCCAACACCAAUUUCCACACCCUCAGCGCAAAACAAGAUUUCAACCUCAGAGCUGGGGAGUCGUCUGGCUAGGGCCUUCUACACAGCAGCUGGAGGGCAAGUUCCUGGUAUUCCUGCUUUCCACCUACAAGGAACAACAGGGGGUGGAGCAGGGAAUGGAGCAGGUGGAGGAACUAAUGCAGAAAGGUCCAGCCCAGGAGAGUCAAGCCUUCCUACCACAGACAGCCCCACAUCUUACCAGAAUGAUGACGAGGAGUUUGAGGAAGAGCCAUAUGAUGGGAUCACAGAGGAGACCUACAGUCACAUCUAUGGGCGCUCAGCUAACCCCUAUGGAAUCCAAGACAAGCCAGAGUUGGCCGGGAUGCCAUUGGCUUUGGAGAACCGUAACUGCGUCCUCAUCCGCAGAGACCUGGUGGCGCUCCCCGCAAGCCUCAUAAGCCAGAUAGGGUACCGCUGCCACCCUAAGCUCUACACCGAGGGUGACCCUGGCGAGAAGCUGGAAUUAGUUGCUGGAACCCAGGUGUUCAUGACACGAGGCCAGCUUAUGAACUGCCAUCUGUGCGCCGGUAUCAAACACAAAGUGUUGCUUCGCCGCCUCUUAGCCACUUUCUUUGACAGAAAUACUCUUGCAAAUAGCUGUGGGACCGGCAUCCGUUCUUCUACGAGUGACCCAAGCAGAAAGCCCCUGGACAGCAGGGUCCUCAAUGCUGUGAAACUCUACUGUCAAAACUUUAAUCCUAAUUUCAAGGAGAGUGAAAUGAAUGUGAUCGCUGCUGACAUGUGCACGAAUGCACGGCGGGUUCGCAAGAGAUGGCUCCCCAAGAUCAAGUCCAUGCUGCCUGACGGCAUGGAAGUGUACCGCGCAGGCAUGGGAAUGAGUGCUGCUGCUGCUGUUGGUCUGAACCUAGCUCUGGGUGCUCCUCAGUCAGGAGUGCCUCUAACCUUCGAGCACGAUUUGAAGAGCUUAGAGCAAAGGCUGUAUCCAGAUCGCAAGGACCCUAUCAGGACUCAUGCAGGCAGCCCGAGUUCAGGUGCGGCUGGAGCAGAAGCAGAAGGAGAAGGUGAAGCAGCGGUCCAGGAGGAUCAUGAUGAGGAUGACGAUGAAGCUGGAUCAGAGGGAGCCGAUCGAUCACUGGGGGUACCAGUCUUGGUGUCAGUGGUCGGAUCAGGAGACACGCCCCCUGAGCAGGGGGUGGAAAGUUUUGGACAAAAUCUGAGGUUGAACGGACAGUGAAUGUCAUUCUCAUGUUGUGAAAUGUGUUUAACACUCACAUCUUCUUCUCACCGUGUCAUCCAUCACUCUUUCUGCUCCUCUGUGCUUCCUUAACUGAGAUAUUCUGUUUGCCAUACACAAAAGCUGAAUUCACAACUUUUAUCAGCAGAACAGUCGGUCACACAUGCAUGCGCUCGUGUGCGCUUGUGUAUUGACAAAUAAAAAUGUGUAGUGAAAUUAACCCACACAUAGUAAAAGCAUACACAGGCAUGGCAUUAGUUAAUACAGAACAGAAACUUUCUCAGAUCCAAGUAUGUAUUCGGUACUCCGGCUUCUGCAGCCUUAUUAAAGGUCAAAGAGAUGGCUGUAAUCAUUCAUCAUAUCAGCGCUACACCACCAACAGCUAUCUGCCGCAGUUUAUAGUUUGCAAUGUAAUUUUAUUUCAUAAAAAGACUUGGGAGAACUUUAAGACCUCUUUACAGUACAUCGCAUUACCAUUCAGGGAUAUGUGAGAACAUUAUCAGUAUUACAAUUAAAGGCAGGAACUGUGAAAGCACCAUUUAGAAAGUAAGAAAUCAUCUCCUGUCUUUUAACUUACAUUGCUUUUUCCAGCAUCAUCCUCUGAACCUGUCCGCAUUUUGUUACAUUAACUACAAACUUAGCUUAUUUGGAAAUGAUGUGACAGACCAGCAAAACAGAGCACAUAAAUGUGAAUUGGAAAGAAAGGGAUACAUGAUUUUUUUUUUUUUAUCUCCAUUGCAAAAACAAUCUAAAAGGAGUACAAAUUUCUUUUAAAGUGUAUUUACCCUUAAUUUUAUUAGGUAAAUAAGAUGAUCUGCAAAUAGAAUGAGUGUUUACACCCAUAAAAUAAGAUAAUUGGGUAUUAUGCACUUUUUUCUUAUUUUAAAUAUAAAUUGUCCCAUUCUACUGGUAAAGUGUCACACCUACCUGCUCAUUUCAGAAAAAAAGUACUUAUUUUAAGAAAAUGUUUCUUAAUUAGAUUUCAGUUUUGUGCAGUGGUGUCAUCUCAGUGGGCUCCUUGUUCUCCAAUGGACACAUUCAUCUCCACAGCACAAUGCUGCCCCCACCAUGUGUGGAUAGUGUACUCAUGUUAACAUGAAAAGUUGUUUUCUUUAGCAAAAAGAGGAAUGCUGUGUGUCAGCCAAAAGGUUAUGUUUUGAUGCAAGCACCUUUUAUUCAUACAAAGAACAGCUGAACCUCCACUGAGAUGAAAUCAGCACAUAGGGGGUCUUUGUUUACCAAUGAGGCCCUUCCUGAUCUAAAGGCACAUGCCACAGAUUUUUUGUUAAAACAUUUUUUUUUAAAUCAUGCAUCUUAUUUCUUCCACAAUACGAUCAUGUGUGACUGUGUGCUGAUCUGUUAUAAAUUCCCAUUAAAAACAUAAACAGUUAGACCAACUUAAAAUGUGGAAAAGAUCAAGACAUUUUUUUCCCUGCAAAUGCUAUUUCCCUCUUCAGAAUCCAACAAAUCUGUGGCAUAUAUUUUCUGUUUUCUCGGGCAUAUCUGACUGUAACAUAUCAGAUUAUGCUGUCAAUGUGAUGCCUGUGUCUGCUCCAGACUCCACAUCCCAGCCCACACAUAUGUAUGUGCAAACAAACACAUACACUGUUACAUUUCUGUAAUUUUCGCCUUAAAUGUCCGUGCUGAUGUAAUCAAGUGGCACUCUGUCAAAAAGAAUAUGUUGCAUUGCUUUUUAACUCCAAAAAUUACAGAAUUUUUGGAGAUGCAGAGACGUGAACCAUAACAUAAGAUAAUGUCAAGCCUUGCAUGCAUUCAUCCAAACAAUGAAUGGGAAGAAUUGCUGAAGUGAACAGCAAAGCCAUAGCUCUGCAUUGAAAUAAGAUAGCAGCUACUAUUGCCUGGAGCUAUGCCAUCAUAAAUCGGAAGCACUUUUUUCCAAUUUAUUUCUGGAAACAGACUACCAAAUGCCACAAAUGAUCUCGACUUUACUCUGCUUAGACCGUUUUCUGACCCAGACAGAGAAAGUCUGAAUUUAUUGUUUGUAUUUUUAUUUUAUUUGGAGUACUUCUGAAGAGUGUAUUUUUCGCUUAAAUGGAGAAGAGUGGAUAUAGGGAGUGCACUACACUGAGAAAAGAGAAGAGUACUGUUCCACCUUAAUGUGUUGGUGUGAUGUGUACAAAGUUUGUCCUGUUCCCAUUUUCCUUUUGUGUUGUUUUCCUCCUCUCCUAUGAGGAAGGGAUUUGGAGGGUAAAUUAUUUAAGAAACUUUUAAGAGCAAAUUAGGUUUGUUUACUGCAUUUGUACUCAAGAGAGACAGAGGGUGGGGAAGAGGGCCUCUGCAAAAGACUGCAAAUAGCCACCACAUUACCAUGAUCGCUUACCCAAUCAGACAAUCUGUGGGCUCAGAUAGAAACAACAGUUCUCUAUUGAUGAUUAUUUUCUGUAUUUUGUUGGAGGGGAGGGGGACUGAGGCCAUGCAUUCGUCAUGCCUGUUUUCUGUUUUUGAUGUCUGAUUUCAUGCCCUUUGCCAUUGCCAUGCAUAGAACCCAGUCCAAAGAGCCUUUCUUUUUUUUUUUUCCUUUCAUGCAUUGAUUUAAAAAGAUCCACUGUUAAGUGUUGCUUCUUGUUCUUAGCUUGCUGUGGUCUCAGUCAACAGUCAGAGCACAUUGAAUCAAAAGAGCAGACCAUAGAUUUUUUGCCAUAACUAUUCUAAAAAUGUUAUUAUUAAACAAAUAUUAAGCUGAUGACACAAGUGAGGUUAGGAUGUUUAAAAGAAAUACCCUUAGUUUGACAUCUUAUGUAAUAUUUCAGUGAUGUAACACUUUAGAGAUUGGGCCAAACUUUCUUUGUCUUUUCCUUUUUCUUGGAUGAGUUUUUAGAUGGCCCUGCAAAAAAAAAAAAAAAAAAUCCAUCCAUAAAAAAUAAGGGUCACGAUUGCACUAUAGCUAAUGUUAAUACGUUUACAGUUUUAUUUCUUUGUUUGUUUUUUCCUUUCAGAAUGAACUGUAGUCAGCCCUUGAUAACCCAGGGUUAUGAAUGGCCAAGAUGAUUGAUGAAUGUAAAUUGUAGCAUUGCUUUGGUGAGGGUCACAGUCUAUUUUUAUGAUAUAGUAAAUUAUUGAAUCUGUGUUUAUCAUGUGGUUCCAUUUUUCUUUUUUUUUUUACUCAUAAAUUGCAAUUCUUCAGAAAAAUGAUCUUUAGAUUAACUUAAUUAACAGUGAUGUUUUGACCUUAUCAUUUUGAAAUGAUGCAAACGGGUCUUCCAGUGGGGUGAAGCACAGGCAGCAGUUGCCUAAUAAGUGCAAAACUGAGGUUUGUUUCAGGUACUCCACAUGAUUUUAUCCCCCUAUGAACGAUUUCAUAUUGAUCAAAACAAUAAUGUGCUUUUCUAAUUGUAAAAUCACUCAAUAUUUUUUGUAUAAUUUAUUGGUUGCUCAAUUGAGGUAACAAAUAAAAACACAUAAAGAAUUUCUUUGGGUUUACAAUCUAAAUCCCCUCCAGUUUAGUCAGGAAAUUUAACUCCAAAGUUUAUUAGAUAAAUAAUUAAAUUUACAUUUAAAAAUGUUUCAACUGUAAAAGCAAGCCACACUUAUCCCUUAAACUACAUUGAAUUUAGAGACACAGUGCAUUGAAUACAUAUUAAAUCUCCGCUUUCACUAAAGCAUCUUCAAACCGAAUGUUUUUAUCCCCCAUUAAUUCUAAUAGAGUUUUAAGUAUCGCUCUAAUAAAGAGUGCAGUAACUAUAAGGGCCUAGGAAAAUGCGAUAUACUCCAUUGCAUUGAUGAAAGGGGGGUGGAGCAGUGCCUUAGACUGUGAAUGUAGGUUUGUGCCAUAAUAAUGUUUAGAAACAAACAAAAGCAAGGAGGUUGUAUAGAUUAGACUUUUCUCUUACUGAAAAUGUUACUCCACACUUUAAAAUUAUGACUCUAACAACUAUUUGAUACAUUUUAGUUGUCUUAUUUUCUUUUGUGUCAUCUUUGAAUGUAU